UAUGACAACAAGCAACGCCACAUAUCUAUGUCGUGUGUCAUAUAUGUUUAUCCUUUGGCCAAGGAGAGUCGAACCGGCGUAAACAAAUAUAUUUUUUACUCACGCCUCAAGUCGCCCUAAUCUAAAUGACCCCUACAGCUUACCUCAUAUGCAAAUGCAAAACCAAGUUACUUGCUAUACCAUUUCUUUUUAUUCUAGUUUUUUGAUGGUAAAAUGGAUCUGGCAAUGAUAAUUGUGAAAAUAGAAACAUUGGAGAGAAAAGAAAGAAAAACAAAAAGCUUGUUGUUUUGUUCUUUUCUUGACAGAUAUUGUUGAUUGAGAAGAGAAAGCGAUAGUCGAAAUAUGUAUUAAGAAAGCAUGUUUAUUGAAUAUAAUUUAUUUUAUUCGUGCUAAGCAUUGUACGAAGUAAUUUAUCUCCAGCUAUGCCUUCAUCUCCUAGCGAGCAUAAUGGUAAAUUUGGUGAACAGUUCCGAUAUGACCCAGAAUUCAGAGGUCCUAUAAAAAACCGGAGCUGCACUGACAUAAUUUGUCUAUUUUUGUUCAUUGCUUUCAUAGCAGGAUGGAUAGUGGUUGGAGUUUUUGCAUUUCGAGCAGGGGACUUAAAAGUGCUUUUUUAUCCCACGGAUUCCGAAGGAAAUAUGUGUGGUGUGGAUGAACUUAAAAAUAAAUCAUACCUACUCUUUUUUGAUUUACGAAAGUGUGCCAGCCCUAAAGUGAUAUAUUCUGGUUGCCCUACUCCACAGGUUUGUGUUUCUACGUGCCCAACAGAAAAUUUUAUUCCCACUGUAUCAGGUGAUCCAGAAAAAGAUAAGCGAACAAAGGAAAAAUUAAUUUGUGAGUACGAUGUUAAUAAGGAUUCAAAGACUUUGCAAGAAUUACUCGAUGAAGGACAUUGUGCUACUUUAUAUCUUAAAAGUUCUCCAUUACUUGGGCGGUGCAUUCCUGAUAUUUUCAAGCAGGGCAUAGAUAAAUACUUAACAGAUAAACAUGGGAAAGUUAUGCAAGAUGAAGGUGAUAAAAUUACUGCUGAACAAAUCAAGAACGCCACUGCCAAUAUUGAAAAAUUCUUAAAGUUAACUGAAAUUGGUGCGAAAGUGUUUGGAGACUUUGUAAUAGCAUGGAAAGAAAUGCUAGUGAUGUUACUAUAGUACUGAUAGAUAUAUUAAACUAAAAGAUGUGGCUGGUUCGGAGAGAAAGUUUGAGGUUACAUUGAACCUUAAAAGUUAUCUAGAACUACGUAAAACUUGGCUUGCCUUAGCUAUUAUUUGUGGAGUAAUAUUUGGUAUUUUAUUUUUGGUUGUUGUAUUUCUAAGAAAGAGAAUCUACAUAGCAAUUGCUCUAAUUGUACAAUCUAGCAAGGCUGUUGGCUGUAUGUCAUCUACAUUAUUCUUCCCAAUAUUUCCUUACAUUUUGCAGUUUGCGUUCUUUGCAUUUUGGAUAGCCAUAGCCUUAUACAUUGCAUCAUCAGGAAAAGCUUCAUUCGUUAUUGCUGAUGCUCCAGCAGGUUCAUCUCACGCAAAUGGUUCUCACUGCAAUCCAAAGAAAUAUAAUUCCACCGGAGAGGGAAUUAAAUGUUUAUUCCAGUCUUAUGGCUUGAGAGAUAAUCUUUUUAGUGCACAUGUUUAUAACCUAUUUGGUUUAUUCUGGAGUCAAUUUUUUGUUAUUGGUCUUGGACAACUUUCCCUUGCUGGAGCUUUUGCAUCCUAUUAUUGGACACAUAACAAAAAAGAUGUUCCAUUUUUUGCUGUUGGAACAAGCUUGGGUCGUACCUGCAGAUACCAUCUGGGAUCGGUUGCUUUUGGGUCUCUUUUAAUUGCUUGUGUGCGAAUGAUUCGUGUCAUGCUGGAGUAUAUUGAUCGAAAAUGUAAAAAAUAUGAUAAUGCCUUCACUAAAUGUAUCAUUUGGUGCAUGAAAUGCUGUUUUUAUUGUUUGGAGAAGUUUUUGAGAUUUAUCAGCAAAAAUGCUUACAUAAUGAUUGCUGUGUAUGGUAAAAAUUUUUGCAGAUCAGCUAGAAAGGCAUUUAUGCUACUCAUGAGGAAUGUCUUAAGGGUCAUAGUAAUUGAUAAAUUGACAGACUUUUUGCUCUUCUUGGGAAAAUUGGUAGUUGUUGUUACAGUUGGUGUGCUAUCAUUUUAUUAUUUUACCACAUAUUCUGGCAGUACCAAAGAUCAACUGAAUUAUAAGAUUACACCACCAAUUGUUAUUACAGUUGGAGCUUAUAUUAUUGCUUCUGCUUUCUUCAGUGUCUAUGGAAUGGCUGUAGAUACUUUAUUUUUAUGUUUCUUGGAGGACUGUGAAAGAAAUGAUGGAUCUCCAGAAAAGCCGUACUACAUGUCCAAAGAUUUAAUGAAGCUUUUGCAUAAGAAAAACAAAUUUCGAGAGCUUCAAUCUCCUACCUCAUCCAAAUAAGUGAUUAAAAAUAUUACUAAUGCCUUUGUCAAAGAUUUUCAGCCAAGUUUUCUUUUUCCUCUUCAUCUUUGAUGUGUCUUCCUCUGCUAGCAGAACUGUUUUUUUAUAUUAAAAUAUUUUGAAGUAUCAUUUUCAGUUUCUUAGUGUGAUCUAUAUUUGCUCAUCACGUAUGUACCUGCAGAACUAGGAUUGGCAAGUUUUUGACUGUUUUAACCAGAAUAUAACUUGUGUCAAAAAUCUCUCUUAAAUUUCUAUCUUUAAAAACUGUUUAAAAUCUCAGGUAUAAUAAUUUUGCAACUGUAUAAGUAUUUUAAAUUUAUAUUUGUAACGAAAUCAAUGUAAACUAUAUAUUCAGUUUAAAGCAUUUGAGAGUUUAUGCUGUAAAUUUGCUUAUCAAUUUUCACAUGUCUUUCCCCACCCUAGAUUUUUUGAUUGCAUAAAUAAAUUCUGGACAGUUGAAACAGUUUUUUAUGUCAAAAAGCCAACCUUGUUCUGAACUGCAUACUUUUUCUUCCAUUUUUCGAUUUGUAUUUUAAUUUUAUUUUAAACAUUGUUUCUGUGACCUAAACCAUCUCAAUUUUUUCCUCAUAUGCACAGUGCAGUAACUUAAAUUUUGUUUUUGUGUGAUACAAAUACUUUGUGCUAAUUUUUAUCAUUUUUCUCAUUUUGUUUCGAUUAAUUAUCUUACGCACUCAACAUUUUUUGAAUCUGACCCAUAAUGCUUAGUUAUGGCUUUACAAAGAGCAUGUGAUAAACAGUAUUAAUAAAUGUGUUCAGUUGUUUUUUGAAAUUCGUUUAUAUGUUUCAUUUUAAAUAGUAGAAAUUGUUUAAACUAUCAUAAUGUUAAUUUUUUUUAAGUAUUUUAUUUAUUUAUGUAGGGAAGACUUUUUAAUAAGUUUUUAUAAUUUUUUUUGUACCCAAUUAAGUUUUUAUAUUUAAAAACUCAUUGUAAAAUCUGUGUUAUGCCAUUAUUUCUGAACAAAAAUUAUUUUAAAUGUAGAAUUUAAACUUUACUAUGAUAUUUUUAUUCAGAUGUUUCCAUAUGAGUAGUAUAUCUCUAUGUGAUCAUUAAAUAGAAAUUAUAACUGUUUCAGAAAAUACUUUGACCCAUUUGUCUGUUAAAGAUACUUAUUUAUCAUUUUCAGUAGAGUUAGGUUGUUCUAAGAUGUUUGGGUGACAUCAUUUUUUUAAAAUUUGCACAAAAUAUACUUAUUUUUUUAAAUCUUAUUUCUAAAUCAGCACUUAAUAACAUAUUCAAAUUAUGUUUUACCCAAGGAUGCCAACUUUUAUCGAAUUUUAGAAAUUUUUCAAAAAUUUCAGAUGCAUUCAAUUUUUUGGUACAUAUUUUUUUUUCAUUUCUGUUUGUGGAGAACAUGUUUAUUUUAGUAAUCUCUUGAUUUUGUAUUUGAAUGAUACAUAUUUUACUAAUAAAAUUAUUAGUUUAUUUAAUUCAAAGCAAUCUUUAUAUAUCAAGAGCUUGAAAAUUUAUUUUAUGUUUGUAUAACUUUAAAAAAUAUCAAUUAAAUGUUUUUUUUUAAAUUUCAAAUUUGCUUUUUAUUAUUGAUUUUGAAAGUAGUAUUAUAAAUUAUCCUUGUUGCUGCAGAAAAAUAACUCCAUUAUUAAAGAAAAUUAUCGCAUAUUGGCAUCCUUAAAUACAAAAUAUAAAAUUUAUUGCUUUUUCUUAAACUUAAAAGCUAAUAUAUUUUAUUUUUGAACUUUUCCUUAAACUACAUUGUUUAGUAAUGCCAAACGAGCAAAAUUGUUACAUCUGACAGCGAUCAAUUCUAAUAACUAAAAUGUAUAAAACAGUUUUUUUCCCUUAAAAUAAAAUUUUAAUGUAUGCUCCUUUAAUAGCAAUAUUUUAUUUAGGUUUAUUUAAUAAAUUUCAGUAAAAUGAAAAUAUUAUUAAAUGCAUUUUAAUUCCUUUUAACUUGCUUGCUUUUGAUUUUUUUUGUGAUAAGAUAGUGAUUUCAAAAUUUGAAUUAAAACUAAAAUACUAGUAUUAAAUUUUAUAUCUGAAAGUUUUUUGUAAAUAUCAUUGUACUGUGCAUCUUAAGAAUUCUCAAUUUACUAUAUUUAUAAAAUAUAUAAAUGAGGCCUUAAUUUUUAUAAAAUAUGAAUAUAUAUAUUUUAUGCAAACUAGUUAGCAGCACAUUUUUCAUUGAUGAAAUUAGAUUUCCAUUGGAAUCAGGUUGCUUUUUGAUUUCACUUGUGACAAAUAUAGCUCCAAAUGUUUCUACUUCUUAAUUAUAUAUUUUUUAUAAAAGGGCAUUCAUCAUCCCAAUUUAUAUAUCAUAAAAUUGUUUCGCUUUUGAAUAUAGUUACCUCAAAAUAUCCUAACUAAAAGAGCAAUUGUUUUUUGUUAAUGUUUUUUCAGCACCUAAGCUUUUUAUAUAAAUUUAAAAAAUGAAUUAUAUUUUAUAAAUAGUCCAGUAUUUUGUGAUUAACUUUGCAAAUUAAUUAAAAAAAUUUCAUAAAUAGCAAGACAUAAUUUUUAAACUGUGUAUGUAAUAUUUUUUACCCCUUUUUUAAAAAACUAAAAAUAUGGGGGAAAAUCUAUUUAAAACCAUAUUAUGCAUGGUUAUUAUAAAUUAUCGAUGGAAUUGAAUUAUACAAAAAUCUUUCUGUUUUAAAGUAAUUCAAUGAAGAUGUUCUUUCCUAUUUUGCAUUUUUUUAAUAUUUAAUUCAAGUUUGAAGGAUAAAUACUGGUUUUAUUAUUGGUGCUUAAAUACAUGGGUUGUGUUAGUUUAUGAUUACAUUUAUCAAUCCAGAGAAAAUGUUUAUAUCACUUUUAUGUAAUUUUGAUACUGUAUUUAUGUUGGGAGAAUUUUUAAUGUUAGAUUUUUGUUAAAAGUUUAUAUAAUUUUUCUGUGAAUUUCAGAUUUAUUUAUAUGCAUAUGUUUUUAUUUUUCCUAUGAAUAUUUUAUUUCUUCUAAAGCUAUUACUGUAAACAUUGAAUUUGUGUACAUUGAAAUGAAAGAAACAUUGUCCUAAUGCAGGGUGGCCACACAACAGAAUAAUCAGAAGAAACCGAAAUGCUUAGGAAAUUUUAUCUAUCUAAAAAAAUCAGGGAAAUGUCAGAGAAUUUAACUAAAACGCCUAGAGAAAGGAAUAAAUUUGUUUGAGGUACUGAAAUGUUCAAAAAUAUUUUUGAAAAAAAAUUGGUCUUAUAAUAAUUAAAUUUUUUUUAAAAUAUAUUUUCAACCCGAAAUGUUCAAAUAGUGUUUUGUUAUAUAUUUUAUUUUUGAGAAUAAGGUUUCUCUGAAAAAUAGUUCUCCGGUUAAAAAACUAGGGAAAUUUAAUAAAAUUAGUGUUCAAAAAUCAGGGAAAUUUUUUAUCUGAGUAUUGGUGGCGACUCUGUAUUAUUGGAUUGUAAGAUAUUCCUGUUGUUUACUUUUUAAAUAUUGGGCUGUUGAUAUUUUGCUUGCUAAAUUUUAACAUAUUUACUAUUCAUGUGACACUUGUUAAAUCAAAAUUCGUAGAAAAUGUCUAUGUAUUUUCACUUUAGCUCUUUUAAUAAAUGUUCAUCAAAGUAA
Messenger RNA from Parasteatoda tepidariorum (common house spider), 5945 nucleotides. Lineage: Eukaryota; Metazoa; Arthropoda; Arachnida; Araneae; Theridiidae. The record is from RefSeq and is a predicted model, not a curated record.